UAAGGAAAUUUAGCUUCUGCGGGGUGAUCGAUCACGAUACAACGAGUUGCAUCCCCUAAGAGUGCUGUCGAUCUUUCAAUAUGGCGCGGUUAGCUCAGGCGCCCAUCACACCUAGACGUGCUAUAUCCAACCCGGAUUCGCUACCGGAUCUUAACCGUCUGCUUGAUCGCUUGCAAGAGAAUAUCCUCCACGCUGAUGCGGAACGGGAGAGACGACUACGUACUAGUGAAUAUGAGCGUAGUAAAGCUAGAGUCAAUAUCGACUACGCCCGAUCACUCCUCACGAGGUUAGAACAAGAUGCGCUGGCUAUCAAGGUGCACUCGCGCCGGCAGGAGGUACAAGCCGAUUUAAACCAGAAGCGGGAUCUUCUCGAGCAGGUCACGGAACGGUUCCGCGAGUUGGAGGAAAUUAGUGUGGAUAGUGAUGAGGAUAGUUCUGAAGGAGAGGAUCUGUUGGGUGAUAUUAUUGAUACACCGAGCGAGAGCGUUGAGUCGGCUGAAGCAGCAGACCAGCGGGAGGUAGAUUAUGACGAUACUAGGGAUGAGGUGGAAGAAGAGCGACAAGAGGCAGAAGUAGAAGCAGACGAGUCGACCGUUAUCCCCGAGCCGCAAACAACCGCACCGUCUUCACAACCAGCACCCCCGACUACAACAACAAACCCACCCCAACCGACAGCCCCAGGCACAAGUACAUCACAAACCCUCCGCCCACGCGGAGCCGCCUCCCAACAACCCCCUACAACCGACAAAGCCGAAACCACAGCCCUCCGCACACAACUCUUCGGCGACCGCACCACAUCUUCCCCCUCCCUAACAACCACCAACCCCAACGCAACCGCAACCGCAACCACAGAAGCAAUAAUCGACCACCAACGCGCGGAACAAGAUAAACUCACCGAGUCCAUGGUAUCGAUGGCGCGCGCUUUAAAGCAAUCCUCACAACGCUUUGCUACAUCACUACAAGAAGACCAGGAUGUGUUGCAAGCCGCGGGACGUGGAUUGGAUCGAAAUGAGCGUGGAUUGGGUGCUGUGGCUGGACGGAUGGGUGUGUUGAAGCGCGCUACGGAAGGGAAGGGGUGGUGGGGAAGGGUGUUGCUGUAUGUGUGGAUUGCGGGGUUGGCCGUGCUGGCGGUGUUGGUUGUAUUUGUUUUUCCUAAGUUGAGAUUUUAGGAAUGAUGGUAGUGAAAAGAGGUUGUGUGUUUCGUUGUUGAGAUAUACCAAAAUUGAGGGAGUGAAACAAGGGAAAGACGAGUUCAUGAUAUCACGAAAUCCGUUCUCGAUGCAUUUACACAGCCAGGCGAUCUGGACGGACGGACGGAUGGAUGGAGAAAGGGGGAAUGGUUGUUAGGCGUUAAGCUAGAUACUCCCUUGUAUAGGAAACUCAGAAUCGCAUUAUAAGCGCCCCCUUUUGAUUAAGGGCUAAAAUAAGAGUUGAGUGGUAUCUAACUAAAUCAGCGCA
Molecule: messenger RNA, 1458 nt
Organism: Hypoxylon trugodes
Lineage: Eukaryota; Fungi; Ascomycota; Sordariomycetes; Xylariales; Hypoxylaceae
Exons: 2
Coding region: 81-1169 (362 amino acids)
Biological process (GO): retrograde vesicle-mediated transport, Golgi to endoplasmic reticulum
Cellular component (GO): SNARE complex; endoplasmic reticulum
Molecular function (GO): SNAP receptor activity
Source: RefSeq, a predicted model, not a curated record